Ziziphus jujuba (common jujube) is the source of this 1048-nucleotide messenger RNA. Its product is annotated as zinc-finger homeodomain protein 9. The transcript has a single exon. The coding region runs from base 332 to 907 and encodes 191 amino acids. NCBI's taxonomy places the organism in Eukaryota, Viridiplantae, Streptophyta, Magnoliopsida, Rosales, Rhamnaceae. Gene Ontology annotation, molecular function: transcription cis-regulatory region binding; DNA-binding transcription factor activity. Gene Ontology annotation, cellular component: nucleus. The record is from RefSeq and is a predicted model, not a curated record. Gene Ontology annotation, biological process: regulation of developmental process; regulation of DNA-templated transcription.
UAAUUUUUGUCAUAUCUUACUCUCUCUCAUAAGUAAAUGCUAUUCUUUUUAUUAUUACUUUCCCAUGAGUAACUGUUUAUUUUUAUUUUAUUUUAAAAUUUUGAUAGUGACAAAUGUAUGAAUCCAAAUCCAACAAACCACUAGGGAAGAAGAUAUGCAGUGUAAAUAUUGCAUAUCUUAAUGACCAACAUCGUCAUUCAAUCUCUUUGUCACUGAACCUACUUUAAUUCUGAUAAGCAAAUUCAACACACAAAAUUAAGAAGAAAGAGAAAGAGAGAGAGAGAGCUCUAGAGAUCAGAAAAACAAGCUCAAAAAAAAAAAAAAAAAAAAAAUGGAGGGUGAGAGCACAAAUGAAGUAUACAGAGAGUGUCUGAGAAACCAUGCAGCCAGUCUGGGCAGCUACGCCACCGACGGCUGCGGAGAGUUCACUCUCGACGACACAUCAUCGGAAGGAGGACUCCAAUGCGCCGCAUGCGGUUGCCACCGGAACUUCCACCGGAAAGUUACAUACGCCGGUGGCAACCACCCAAGUAGCACUACUACAACAACAACAACGACUACUGCAAUUAGCCAAGGAAGAAGAAGAGAUCACAACCAACCAUCUUCCAUGAGUGGAGAGAUGAUGAUGAUGAGCACGGUGGUGGCGGAGUCGCCGGAGAGUGAUCGGAGCGGGAAGAAGAGGAUCCGGACCAAAUUCACGGCGGAUCAGAAGGAGAAGAUGUUUGCUUUUGCAGAGAAGAUUGGAUGGAAGUUGCAGAGGAAAGAUCUGGAGGAUGAGAUUGAGAGCUUCUGCAAAAGUGUUGGGGUAAGUAGGCAGGUCUUCAAAGUUUGGAUGCAUAAUCACAAGAAUCUUUCUUCUUCCUCUUCUGCUAAUUCCAUUGGCAAUGCCUCUUCUCUCACCCAAUAGAUCAACCUCUAUUUAUUAUUUGUUUUUUGCUUAAUUGUCUUCUAAUUUAAGUGUUUAAUCUUGGGUCUUUGUUAAUUUUUUAUCUGUAUAAUUUAUUUCAACUUAAUUACUCAGCAGAAAAAUGUGCCAUUAAUUUCCUUA